GUGGGUUGAGUUUGAAGUGCGCGAGAGUCGGUUGCUGCUUGGAAUCGUCCACAAUGGCCGACUACAUAAGCAAAGCCAUGAGCUUUGCUGAAAAUGCAGCCAAGCUAUCUCAAAAAGUAUCCCAAGGCCUGGUGGAUAAUGCCAUUGAAAUUGGAUUACCUGGAGGCGAUGCUGGAGCGCAAUACUUUGAUACUUCCGAAGAAAAGAUGAGAAACAUUCGCAGACAGCUUGAUUCAAGGAAUGACAGAGAGAAAAUGGAUGGUCUUAAACGUUUAAUCGCGGUAUGUGGAACACCUGGCUUUGAUUUAUUCGUUUAGAAAAUGGUCCUCGGUGGAGAUUGCCGUGUUCCUACCUAUCCACUUCACAAGUCACUUAACUACAUGUUUAUCACAGAUGAUAUCGAAAGGACGCGAUGUGUCCGAGUUUUUCCCUGACGUCGUCAAAAAUGUAGUAUCGCAAAAUAUCGAAAUUCGAAAGCUUGUUUAUAUAUACCUUUUACGAUAUGCAGAGCAAGAACCCGAUCUUGCGCUAUUAUCCAUCAAUACCUUCCAAAAAGAUCUUGGCGAUAAGAAUCAGAUCAUUAGAGCUAUGGCACUUCGAGUAAUGAGUGGCAUCAGGGUUCCAGUCAUCAGUCCCAUUGUAUUACUGGGUAUUAAGAAAUGUGUUGCGGAUAUGAGCCCCUAUGUACGGAAAACGGCUGCUCAUGCUAUACCAAAGUGUUAUAGUCUGGAUCCAACACAGGAAGAUUCUUUAAUUGAAAUUAUAUCUGGACUAUUGAAGGAUAGGUCAGCUAUCACCAUAGGGAGCACCAUCAUGGCAUUCAACGAAGUGUGCCCCACUCGAUUCGACUUGAUACAUUCUUAUUAUCGAAAACUUUGCAACAUGCUGACCGACCUUGACGAAUGGGGCCAGAUAGCCGUUUUGGAUUUGCUUUUGCGAUAUGGCCGUAAUCAAUUCACAGACCCAAAUCCAAAUGGCAUAAAGGUGCCGAAGGCCGUCACCUCCAGCAAUACCAAAAACGAAUCCUUCUACUCUGACUCAUCCGACGAGGAAUCUACUGAAGAAGUAGAGGAGCAGUCUGAAGAUGAGGUUGAGGAUGUGGAGUUGGAUGAAGAUCACAGUCUUUUGAUUAAAAGCUGCCUGCCGUUACUUCAAAGUCGCAACAGCGGGGUUGUCAUGGCAGUUGCACGCAUUUACUUUCACCUUGCGCCGUCAGAAGAAGCAUCACAAUUGGCCAAGCCUUUGGUCAGAUUGCUUCGAUCUCACAGAGAACUGCAGUAUGUGAUUCUUACAAACAUUGCCACCAUGGCAUGUAGUAGACCAUACCUUUUCCACGGAUAUUUGUCACAGUUUUAUGUUCGAUCUACCGAUUCAGUCUUCAUCAGAAAUACCAAACUAGACAUAUUGACGGCCAUCGUUACCGAGCAAAACAUAAACUCAAUACUAGGGGAACUACAGCAAUAUGUUAAGAGCCCCAACAAGGAUUUUGUUGCAUCAACAAUCCAAGCCAUUGGCAAGUGCGCCAUGACCGUUCCAGAAACUGCAGAUCGCUGUAUGAAAGGAUUGAUGAAACUUUUGAAGAGUACUAAUGAUUUGGUUGUUGCGGAAUCUGUCUCGGUCAUCAAGCGAUUAUUGCAAAUUCGUGGCAAUGAAAACACGCAGUCCAUCAUACGCCUAGCCAAGUUACUCGACAAAACCACAGUACCUGUUGCCCGCGCCAAUAUCUUUUGGCUAGUUGGCCAGUAUACUGAGAACAUAAGUGCAGCGGCACCUGACAUCUUACGCAAAGGCGUUAAGGGAUUCACCGACGAGCAUGAUGUUGUAAAGUAUCAGAUCCUCACCCUUUCCGCUAAACUUACGUGUUUAAACCCGAGCCACGAAACCAUCAGUCUUUUGAAUCAAUACGUUCUUAAUCUUGCACGAUAUGAUCAGAACUACGAUAUCAGAGAUCGUGCUCGUUUACUUAGAAGCCUGACAUUACCUUACAGUGCUCAAGCAGAGAAAUCAGGCAGCAACGACGAUAGCCAUGUAUUAAGCUCACACCUAAAACAAAUCCUACUGUCCGAUAAAGAACCUCCAGUACUGGAGAGUGAUAUGCAAGAUCGAACGGAGUACACUUUAGGAUCUCUUUCAAUGAUGGUAAAACAUAGUCUACCCGGGUAUGAGCCAAUACCGGACUAUCCUCAAGAGCAGCCAGAUCCUUCUGUUCGUGAUGUGGAGGAAGAUUUCUGGAACUCGGUUGGUCAGGCGCGGAUUGUGGAGCAAGGCUUUGGUAGCGAUAGCUUCGAGAGCAGGUAUCGUGAUGGUUCAGGUCGUUCUCCCGCAUCUACAGCAUUUUCCAGUGUGGAAGCCAGGGGUUACAAUGUUGUGCAUUCCCAGACACCCAAAGCGAAAAAGAAUGGCGAAGAUUAUGACUUGGAAGCUUUCUACAAUGACACGAGCGAAGAGGAAGAAGCUCUAUCUUCAGAAGAUAGCGAAGCCACCACCUCCGAGGAGGACAGCGAAGAAGAGGACGAGGAUGAAGAAGAAAGUGAAGAGGAGAGUGAUGAUUUGGACGCCGCUGCUGAAAAGCGGCCACUCAGACGCUAAUGUAUCAAUAAAGUUGCAUAUCAUCUUGACUGCAUAUAUGAUUCAGUUACAAUCCUCUCUAUUGUCAUUUUUGAAUGACGUCAAUUUGCUAACUUGUCGCUCCAUAGUUUAUGAAAGCGCCAUGCAAUGAUGGCGAACAGUGCCAUACAAAUGGCAGUUAGAUACUGCAUGCGAUUAGCUUGUAUAUUUGACUGAGCAUUGUGCAAGAAGGGAAGAUUACGACGAUUCGAUUUCCCUAAUGAGCGGGAGCUUGUAACAUCGACAGGUAGAUGUCGUCUUCUACGCGAAGCUCUGGUGCCUUCCAU
This is a messenger RNA of Umbelopsis ramanniana AG, 2894 nucleotides long. RefSeq lists its product as uncharacterized. The coding region runs from base 394 to 2589 and encodes 731 amino acids. Gene Ontology annotation, molecular function: clathrin binding. The transcript has 10 exons. The record is from RefSeq and is a predicted model, not a curated record. NCBI's taxonomy places the organism in Eukaryota, Fungi, Mucoromycota, Umbelopsidomycetes, Umbelopsidales, Umbelopsidaceae. Gene Ontology annotation, biological process: intracellular protein transport; vesicle-mediated transport. Gene Ontology annotation, cellular component: membrane coat.